This is a messenger RNA of Apodemus sylvaticus (European woodmouse), 697 nucleotides long. It is a transcript of the gene Phpt1, whose product is annotated as phosphohistidine phosphatase 1. The transcript is spliced from 3 exons. Gene Ontology annotation, biological process: peptidyl-histidine dephosphorylation. The record is from RefSeq and is a predicted model, not a curated record. Bases 90 to 533 code for a protein of 147 amino acids. Lineage: Eukaryota; Metazoa; Chordata; Mammalia; Rodentia; Muridae. Gene Ontology annotation, molecular function: protein histidine phosphatase activity. Gene Ontology annotation, cellular component: cytosol.
GGCUGCCAAAGGGCCCGCCUCCCUACGCAUAGGCCUCGGUCGGGUUGGGUAAGGGGCUGUGGUGCCGGAGACCUAACGCUUUGGGGAACAUGGCGGCGGACCUCGGUCAGAUUCCUGAUGUGGACAUUGAUUCGGAUGGCGUCUUCAAGUACGUGCUGAUUCGAGUCCACUUAGCAGAGCCUUCCGGGGAUCCGGCAAGGGAGUGCAAGGAAAUCGUGCGUGGCUACAAAUGGGCUGAGUACCACGCCCUAGAGCUCAGUGUGGGGCCAACAAGGGCGACUAGGGCAUAUCCUGAGGCCACUCUCCCCACCCCAGCGGACAUCUAUGACAAAGUGUCGGGCGAGCUGCAAAAGAAUGGCUAUGACUGCGAGUGCCUAGGCGGAGGGCGCAUCUCCCAUCAGAGCCAGGACAGGAAGAUACACGUGUAUGGCUACUCUAUGGGUUAUGGCCGUGCCCAGCAUUCUGUUUCAACGGAGAAGAUCAAAGCCAAGUAUCCGGAUUAUGAGGUCACGUGGGCUGACGAUGGCUACUGAAGCUCUGCACCCCAGCUGCACCCUAGGACUCUGCUCCUGCUGUGCUUUCUCCUGAGGGGCUGUCCUGUCCUUUCCUUUUGUACCUUAGGCAACAUACCGCCUGCCAGACCUUGGAGGCCAAACCAGUCUGGUCCAUAGGAAUUAAAAGUAUUGAUAUGCCAGUG